Drosophila persimilis is the source of this 1608-nucleotide messenger RNA. It is a transcript of the gene ppk17, whose product is annotated as acid-sensing ion channel 4-A. The transcript is spliced from 8 exons. Gene Ontology annotation, molecular function: ligand-gated sodium channel activity. NCBI's taxonomy places the organism in Eukaryota, Metazoa, Arthropoda, Insecta, Diptera, Drosophilidae. The record is from RefSeq and is a predicted model, not a curated record. The coding region runs from base 225 to 1583 and encodes 452 amino acids. Gene Ontology annotation, biological process: sodium ion transmembrane transport. Gene Ontology annotation, cellular component: membrane.
AUGUUUUGGUAAUGUUACGCUUGAAUUGCCUGUGCUACUCGUAAAACAUUUUGCAAACAAUAGAUACAAGCGGUCCUGAUAGAUUAUACCCUCCAAAAUGGGGAUGGACGGAGAGAGAGAGCAGAACGCCAGCUUUAUCUAGGGGCUAAACAACACCAUGGUGCAUAAAUCAAUAUUACGCUUAUCUUGACCAGCUGUGAGAACUUGUGCAGGCUGGCCGUAGCAUGACUGAAAUUGGAAACACGAAAAGUGCCAUUGAGACCUCACUUGAGUUUCACUUUCCACUCGACAUGGGUUACUGGUCGGAGACGCGGGCCUGGCUACUGAGGGAUCCAGCAAAGCUCAUCCGCUACCUGGUGCUCUUCGCCUGCAGCAUCGUGGUGAUUGUCCAGCUCUACGAGUGCUUUGCAAAACUCUACGAUCCUCCGAUCUCUACACACUCCUACUACAACCUAAACGAAACAAUUGAGAUGCCAGCGAUAACCAUAUGUCGGGAACCACCCUACAGAGAGGACGUUCUCACGAACCUGUCUGGAGCAUACUGUCCGCAUCCAAAGUAUGCCACCUGCUGGAUGAAGUAUCCUUUUGGCGAAAUAUCCCUAGAUGAGUUCUUUGAGAAUUCCACCCAUGACGUCGACGACACCUUUAUCCUCUACGGACUAAAUGGUGAUAAGAACAAUCUAGAAAUCGACAGCAGUCUGCACUUUUAUAUGGGUCGCUGCUAUACCCUACGCCCGAAGGCACCCACCAAGCGAGUCUCCAAAUCUGUGGGCUACUCUCUGAUGUUAGAACAUGCCAGAUCCACAACCUCGACCAGUGACGUGGACACUGGAGGAUCAGGCUGGCAUGUCUUCAUUCACGAUAAACGAGAGAACUUUACAGAAAUCAACAUGAAGGGCUCGGGCCGUGUGGAAUAUGUUUUCGUGAAUAUCAAUGAGGAGAUUGAGAUCAAGCUCCAGAGUCAAUACUUUUCGAAUGUGGAGACUCGCGAGGAACCCUGCUCGAGUGAUGAGGGUUACAGUGAUUUGAAGUGCGGGGAUCAUUGCAUCUGGCAGGAUUUGGCGGAUGAGUCAAAGUGUUCGGGUCCUUGGAUGCACGAGAUUGUCAAUGAGCCCUGCAAUGACUCCCUAUCUAUGAGGAAUCUAAUAGCGGACUAUAAGGAGGUCUAUGAGAAUGAGGAUGACUUUGACUGUGACUGUAUUCAACCCUGCCAGUCCCGAAUCUACACAACUUUCAUACAGAGCCGUAAAGUCUUUAACCAGCCAGAGCCCCGCUCUCUAAUCUAUAUAUACUAUACAACCAAAUUGAUAUCGAUGAUUGAAGAGCGCCCAAGUUACGAUACAACGCAGUUUAUAGCAGAUAUAGGCGGCUCUUUGGGCUUCUUGUUGGGUCUUUCGGUUUUAGGACUCAUUGGAAUACUGGAACAUAUGACUCUAUUCUUUUGUGGAGGCUUUAUCAAGCGCAUGCAGCAGAAGGAGAAAAGCAAAUUGGGCGAAACAUCAGAAGAUGGUCAGUCCCAGACCAGCGGUGAAACCAUGGAUGUGGCUGUGUCCACUGUCUAUAAGAAGAAGUCUGGGUAUUAAUAGAUGGAGUCAAGCUGGCUUGGCA